UUACGUCGCGGCGCACGCAACCUGUUGUGCGGGCGCUAUCGACCGGGGCGAGGCAGUCCCGACCGCACCGCGCCCGGCGACGCGCGUCUAGAUAUGCAGGUGCCAGGCACCCUGCUCUAAACACAACAUCAGGAUGCACGCCGUGGGCCUCCACUCCGCGCUGGCCAUCCGCCGCGAGCGCAAGCGCCGUGCCGAGCAGCAGCGCGCCAAGGAGCGCCGCUACUCCCUGCAGUCCACCGAGUCCGGCGUCACCUCGCCGCACUGCUCCACCGGCAGCCUCGAGCGGCGUCGCUUCAAGAACACCCGCACCAGCGAGAAUGAAGUCGUCUCCUCCGUGGGCAUGCUCCAUCUCGGAGUCGUGUUCCUCGUCCUCGCCUUCUUCCUCGUCGGCUCAGGUUUACUCCCCGAUGACGUCACGUCUUGGAGCACCAUCGGCUCCGGCAACUGGUUUAACGAGCUAGUGUGGUCCGGAUUGUUCGCGCUCGGGAUAGGAAUAUUCUUGAUCGUGCUGCACAAAUACUUGACUAAGAGCGAGGAGCAGGCGCUGGAGGAGUACGUGCAGCGUCAGCUGACGCGAUCUCGGUCAGGUCACCGGCUAGAGAGAGAUACGGAGACGGGAGGUCAUACGACAAAGCACGCACGGCGAGCGCGCGCAGCUGAAGCCCUUCCCGAAACCAUUACAGAGACCUACACCGAGCCACCGCCGGAUCGAGCGCACGGCUUCGUCAACGCACUAGCCCUCAACGGCGACGCGCUCAGAGAGUCUCCACUCGAGCAGAUAGUGGAGGAGGAAUGCUCCCUGGCCUCGGAGAGCGAGAGGCGACUGGGCAAGUUCAACCGCGACACGUACUCGACGCCGUCGGUGGCGCCGAGCCUCAGCCCCGGCUCGCCCUCCGACACGCGCGAGCUGCUGGCCGACGGCCGGUACCUGGUCAUGUCGCGGAUGUGAACGACCACGCCUUCCGGGCUCCUUCGCAUUCUUAGUGCCACUUGAUUGUACCCUGACAAUUUACUUUGGUCCUUAAACUGGGUUUCAGUGCCGCUCGAUUCCUACUUUAAUCCGAUGACUUUUGAGGCGGGGCGUGUCCGGGUAGUGUCGUCUAUCGAGGUCUUCAGCGGCGCCCGCGCCCCGCCCCGUGGUGUAUGCUUCGGCGCUUGCGGCAGACUAUCAGUGGCGUUACUUAAAUCAACAGCUUCUCUAUUUUAUAUUUUAACAGACGGACCAACUCUCGGUAGAUUUUAGUGUUAAGUCUUAACGCGUUAUCCUCUUUCAAUUGCAGUUGGAAUCUAAAAAAAAACGGUCGGAAGCUAUUGGAAAAAACGAUCAUUAAGUCGAAUUGCAAUUCGAAGAGGUGAUAACGUAUUGUAUAUUUUAUCAAUUAUCUAUGGGGAUCCGUAUGUAUUGGCUUGAGACUGAUUGUUAAUAUACUGUACUUAUACCUGACGGUUUUAUACGAUAUUAAUUACUGUUUGUUUGCCUAUUACUUCACUGUUUACACAAAAUACUUUGUAUUCUUGAUAUUGUAUAGUUCUACUGUCAACUAUACCUGACGCGGCGAACGACGAUCCGUUUGACAGUUCCUCUAAAUAGCUUUUCGAUAGACAUAAUUAAAUAAAUAAUUUAAGAAAUAGGUUUUACAUUAUUUUUGUUACAUUUAAAAAUAAAAAAAUGUAUUAAAUUACCAAACAAAGUCAAGAAACCUUUGACAUAGACAGUUACUGCAUACAAAAAUGAACUUUCAUAAAUAAUUUGAUUUAUUGAGGAUAGAUUGAGGGAUCAUCAUUCGCCGCGUCAAGUAUAGUUUCACUUGAUCUGAGUAGUUUUAACGGAAAGGAUUAGCGGUCAUGUUUAGUGAUUACAAUUUUAACCCUUUUUAAUUAUCUUUAUUGAGACGAAAAGAAAAUUUACCUCUUAACUGGAAUGUAGUUUAAAAUAACAGCCCGUUUUUGAAUUUCAUACAGUCUUCGAAUCAAGUGCCAAAAUAUUUAGGGCAUUUUUUUCUAUAUGCGAUAAAAUUCACAGCAGCUUUAACAGAUCUUGUAGUUUAUUUACUGUGAUUCACUCUGCAUUUAUAAGGUUGUAAUUUGUAAUUAAUUUAGUUAAUAUCCUGCAUAUUAAUAAUUCGUUUGGUUGUGGCUGUGACAAGGAGCGACUGCGAGCGACGAACUGGCGAGUCGUCGAUAUGUAAACCUUUGCCUUUUGCGAAAAAGGACGGAAGUCUAGUUGUAUCUACUUUCGCGGAAGGUACAAAUAUAUAUUGAUAUAUAUAUAGUGAACAUUGAUAUUAAUUAUAAGCUUAAGGACACGAGCUUAGCUUCACCAUGCUCAAACUUUAAACAUUAUACUUAGUUUUAUAACUUUCCCUCUCCUAGUAUUUUCAACGUCCUUUUUAAUCUUCACAAAGGUCUAUGUGAUAAUUUUUAAGGCGAAAUCCCAACACAUCCUACUAAGUUGUGAAUAUAACACCAAAUUGAAAAAAUAUCACAUUUACCAUGUAUAGUUUUUUGGAUCCUAGCUCUAAACUAAUGUAAGUGCUGUCUAUAGCAUUGCCUUAUAACGAACUGUCUCACCAGGUGUGUGUAAUGUAUGAGCACAAUUUAACUACUAAAUAACUAAUGUACUGUGACAGAAAAAUAUCAAAUUAUGACGCAAUCUGUACAGUGUACCCCUAGUGUAAAUAAUUCGAUAACCUGACGU
Cydia fagiglandana is the source of this 2698-nucleotide messenger RNA. RefSeq lists its product as uncharacterized. The transcript is spliced from 2 exons. Bases 134 to 949 code for a protein of 271 amino acids. NCBI's taxonomy places the organism in Eukaryota, Metazoa, Arthropoda, Insecta, Lepidoptera, Tortricidae. The record is from RefSeq and is a predicted model, not a curated record.